Messenger RNA from Diachasmimorpha longicaudata, 877 nucleotides. Its product is annotated as NADH dehydrogenase [ubiquinone] 1 alpha subcomplex assembly factor 3. Gene Ontology annotation, cellular component: mitochondrial inner membrane. NCBI's taxonomy places the organism in Eukaryota, Metazoa, Arthropoda, Insecta, Hymenoptera, Braconidae. Gene Ontology annotation, biological process: mitochondrial respiratory chain complex I assembly. Bases 107 to 835 code for a protein of 242 amino acids. The record is from RefSeq and is a predicted model, not a curated record. The transcript has 3 exons.
AGUACUCCAACAGCUCCAACAGCUUUAACAUAAUCGACCGCUUUGUGUUUAAUAAUGCGAGUCUAACAUAACCUCCAGUGCUCUAUACAAAUAACUAUUUACAAAUAUGUCUAAUUUAUGUUGUCAACAGUUCAGGAUACACUGGAAAAGCCUGAUACGAUAUUCCCAACCAGUUCGACAUAAAGUGGGGAAAGGAGCCUAUGAAGGUGACGGAAAAACCACAGUAACAAUGCUAAACAGAGAUGCGGAUUAUGGAAUGAUGAUUAACAAAAUCUCAAUGCAAGGAUUCCACUUGAAUCUUGGUAUAAGUAUUAUGGGCCCUAUGAUAAUUUUUCCAAGGACCGUCAUUGGGUGGAACAUUACAUCAGAGGAGGAUAUAAACGAAAAUUCAAUGACACUUUUCAAAGUCUUAGAGCCAAAGCCAGAUAUUGUUAUUCUAGGUCUAAACAAGACAUAUCCAAGGGGAACAAAGUUCAUUGAACAGUUCAAGAGCACCGCCUCAAAUCUCAAUAUUAGCCACGAAGUUCUCGCGGUAGAUAAAGCUUGCACGACUUUCAAUUUCUUAAAUGCUGAGAAAAGGUUCGUUGUGGCUGCCCUUCUACCUCCCAAUAAUAUUGAUGAUUGUGACAUGGACAGUAUCACUGAGAUGGCGGUACGAAAAAUUUUGUAUGAGGGUUGGGAGACACCCACGGAUCCCAAGUUGGAAAAUCCGAAUACCCUGGAUGAGGUUUUCUUCCCUAGUGAAGAAUCAAAGAAAUUAUUAGCGGAGAGGAAAGAAAGAAAAAAGAAAAGACAAGCUACGAAAAAGCAACAAAAAUCUGAGGAUGACUUGUAAUCAAAAGUGUAAUAUAAACAAUAAUAUUUAAUAUUAACCAAA